AUCACAAUUUCGAUCCAAUACAUAGCAUAAAUAAUGGAGUGAGAAUGUGAGAUUGCUAAUAUGCCAAGACAUUAAGACUCAAAAGGGGAUAGAGCAAAAGUUAGAGAGCGAGUAUUGUAGCAGCAAGAUGACGAACGAGAAAUACGAUGAUGAUGAGCCAAUUGUUUCAACUGCAACUGAUCAGGAUGAACUGGGCCAAGGAUCACUAGGUAGUGCUAAUGAUGUGGGAAAAGUACCGGUGAAAUUCGACAAUGAACCAGAACUACCACUUGGAGACACCAACUAUGAGCUAUUGUUGGAGCUCUCAGGAAGAGGAGCAAGCACCAGUAGACUAGGGGCAGAUAUUGUGAUGGUCCUAGAUGUUAGUGGGAGCAUGGAAGGAGAAAAGUUGAUAGAAAUGAAACGAGCACUGCAAUUUGUGAUCAGAAAGCUUAGCUCCUCCGAUCGUUUGUCGGUCAUUAGCUUCGCAUCCGAUGCUGAUAGGAAGUGUCCGUUAAGGCAGAUAACACCAACCUCUCGAGAAGAGAUCGAUUUUUUGGUCCAGAAAUUAGUAGCAGAUGGAAGCACAAACAUUAGCGCUGGUCUUACAACGGCCUUGAAAGUGCUUGAUGACCGAAAAUUGACCACUGCCCGCUCUGGAGCCAUCAUGCUUAUGUCUGACGGUAUGCAGAAUGCGGGUGGUGAUGCAAGAGAUAUUUCGGUUGGUCGCUUUCCCGUCUUCACUUUCGGUUUUGGGACCGCUGCAGAAUACGACUCCGCGGUACUUAAUGAUAUUGCAAAGAAGAGCAACGGGGGAACAUUCUCUUUGUCAAAUCCUGGAGAUCUAAGCGUUGUGUUCUCCCAGUGUUUGGGUGGGCUUCUUAGCGUGCUUGUUCAAGAAGUGAAGUUGAUUCUAACGCCACAAACAGACAAGGUGAGUAGGAGAGAAAAGGUCACAACAAAAAUCAACAAGGUUUAUGCAGGAAAUUAUCCACAAUCAACGGAUGCUGCAACUGGCAUUGUCACUGUUACAUUUGGCGAUCUUUACCAGAGUGAGAUACGGACUGUCCUGGUCGACCUUUUUCUUCCUGCAGUCAGUAAGGAAGUCGACCUUGACGCGCUUGAAAUCGUCUGUUCCUACAGAGGUGAGACCGGGAAUCCGACGAGCACCAAUCCUGCUUUAUUUCGUGUAAUCCGAUCAAGCACACCGGUGACCAAACAGACUGAUGCAACUAAAGCUGAGAUAAAGCGUGUAGAAAUCAUAGAAUUGAUGAAAGAAGCAAGAGCUCUAGCUGACCAAAACAACUUGGAGGAGGCACUAAAUAAGGUUAUUCAAGCCCGAAAUAUGCUGGAGGAUCUUGACCUUCAGAAGCCAAAUCCUGUGAUUGAGACAUUGAAAUUUGAGUUAGAUGAGAUGGUGAAGUUUCUGCAAACUGAAGAAACCUACAAAAACAAGGGUCGUUCAUUCACUUAUUCUUCUGAAACUUCCCAUGAUCGUCAGCGUUUCGCUUCGAGAGGUGAUGUCGAAAAGAUACGUCCUUAUGCAAUUCCCCGUAUGGACAAAUACCGCGAUCAAGCCAAGGAGUUCGAGAAGGAUCCGACCAAGCCGAUUCCCACAGCUGCCGAAGAUGAGAAGCAAGAGGUAGCAGCAGAUCCACUCGCCGCCAUCGCGCCAUCUCUUAGCCACUACUUGGAGGUUGCUAUUGAUGCUCUUAAAAACAUCAAUAAAAUUGUUAACCAAAGAGCAUCAGCUUAGUGCUCACCUGUCCGUCUGUUUGGUUAUAUAGCUGGUGUAUGUCGCCUACUUGCUACUUACUGUUUGUUUGUUUGACAAGAAAACUUCGUCGCAUGUUUUUUUGCAUUGUAUCCAGUCCUGUUCUUAAUUGUUAUCAUGUUUCCAUCAUGAAAAAGUGUCACUAAUAAAGGCCAAAGUUAUCAUGUGGCUUCAAAUUUA
Molecule: messenger RNA, 1933 nt
Organism: Beta vulgaris subsp. vulgaris (sugar beet)
Lineage: Eukaryota; Viridiplantae; Streptophyta; Magnoliopsida; Caryophyllales; Amaranthaceae
Exons: 4
Coding region: 128-1735 (535 amino acids)
Source: RefSeq, a predicted model, not a curated record